Messenger RNA from Cuculus canorus (common cuckoo), 1175 nucleotides. It is a transcript of the gene NUDT19, whose product is annotated as nudix hydrolase 19. Bases 37 to 1119 code for a protein of 360 amino acids. The transcript is spliced from 3 exons. Gene Ontology annotation, cellular component: mitochondrion. Lineage: Eukaryota; Metazoa; Chordata; Aves; Cuculiformes; Cuculidae. Gene Ontology annotation, molecular function: hydrolase activity, acting on acid anhydrides, in phosphorus-containing anhydrides. The record is from RefSeq and is a predicted model, not a curated record.
UCUCCUCCCCUUCCUCCUCCUCCUCCGGUCUCGGCGAUGCCGGCGGCCCCGCGCCCGUGGCGGGAGGCGGCCACCCUGCUGCUGGCGGCGCGCCGCCCCCCGGGGCCGCCGGGCUGCGGGCGGGGCCGCUGCGAUUACCAACUGCUGCUGCUGCAGCGCAGCGGCCGCAGCGGCUUCAUGCCCGGCGCGCACGUCUUCCCCGGGGGGCUGGCGGAGCCCGACGACUUCUCCGCGGAGUGGCUGGAGCUGCUGCCGCCGCCGCCGCGGUGCGGGCUCCGCGCGGUGAAGCCGCCGCCCCCCGGCUGCGACCGAGCGCCGCUUUUCUCCGCCGAGCGCGGCUCGGCGCUGCCCGGGGACGUGGCGCUGCGGCUCUGCGCGCUGCGGGAGGCGUUCGAGGAGGCGGGGGUGCUGCUGUCGGUGCCGGAGCGCGGCGCGGAGGCGCUGCCCGAGGCGGAGCUGCGGGAGUGGCGGCGCCGCGUGCGGGAGGAGCCGCGCGGGUUCCUGCAGCUGUGCCGCCGCCUGCGCUGCCGCCCCGACAUCUGGGCGCUGCGCGAGUGGAGCAACUGGCUCACCCCGGCCCGCGGCGCCGGGCAGCGCCGCUACGACACCGCCUUCUACCUGUGCUGCCGGGACCGCCGCCCGCCCCGCGCCCGGCACGACGGCGGCGAGGUGACCGCCUGCCUGUGGUCUUCACCUCCAGAAGCCAUUGAACGCUUUAAAUCUCAAGAGGUACGGUUUCCUCCACCUCAGUUCUAUGAGUUGUGUAGACUGUGCAACUUCUCUUCGCUCCAGGAGUUGGACAAGUUCAGCUAUGAUCGAGCUAUAGAGGGGUGCGAACGCUGGAUGCCUGUGGAGUUAACGGCUUCUGAUGGCAGCAUGCAGCUAUUGCCAGGAGAUGAGUUAUAUCCAGAAGAUCCAGAUUAUACAGGAGAAAAGAACAUGGUCAUAUCAACAGACAAGAAGGUUGAUGAUCUCAUGAAAGAGGGUAGUGUAUUUCAUAGGAUAAUAAUAAGGAACACCAACAAUCUUGCUAUCUAUGUUAAUAUUCAAGCAAAAUAUAAGCAUGUAAAUCCAGUGAUGAUAAACUCUAGUUGUUCAGAAUACAGUAGCAAAUUAUAGUAUUUGUUCUAUUUAAAGCUAGACUGUUUUUAAUUACAUGCACAUUCACUGUGAUU